Messenger RNA from Trichogramma pretiosum, 4221 nucleotides. It is a transcript of the gene ATP7, whose product is annotated as copper-transporting ATPase 1. NCBI's taxonomy places the organism in Eukaryota, Metazoa, Arthropoda, Insecta, Hymenoptera, Trichogrammatidae. Bases 673 to 4137 code for a protein of 1154 amino acids. Gene Ontology annotation, molecular function: ATP hydrolysis activity; ATP binding; P-type divalent copper transporter activity. Gene Ontology annotation, cellular component: membrane. Gene Ontology annotation, biological process: monoatomic cation transport; copper ion homeostasis. The record is from RefSeq and is a predicted model, not a curated record. The transcript is spliced from 2 exons.
CACUGCGGCCGCGGCGGCGACUGAGAAAAACAGCUGUCGUUUUCGCUCUUGCGCUUUGUGCAAUCAUCGUCGCGAUAUCGGCUAUCCGACACCAUAUUCCGCGCGACACAAAGUCUUUAUUACAAUUAAUAUAGUUGUGUGUUUUUGUGUCACUGUGUGCCCGCGCGCGAGUAAAGUGUGCAGUGUUUCGCGUAGGCAGAGUGAGUAUUAUUGCACAGUAUACACGGCGCGGUGUCGUAUCCCUUUGUUUAUCCGUGCGACUGUAUAGUAGCAUGACGUUUCGAAUGCAGGAUCAGCAAAGACUACGACGACGCCGAUAAUUUGCCCAGGAUCUUGCUCGAAUCCGAGAUACGGACGGAUCAAUCGUUCGGCUACUAGUCGGACAAUUAUGAUGCACGAUAAAGCGAGGCACGUGAGUCACAAUCAUCAACGAUACACUAGUUGGAAUAGGCCAGCAACAGCAGCCGAGCAAUCCGACAACGAGCUGGCAGUAUUAUUAUGAUCGCCCGCAGUGCUGAGCCAUUUGUUGUUGCUUUUUCCUUUUUUUUUUCGUCGCUGCGUUAUUACUUGUUUUUUGUCAACAAUAUCCGCCGGCCAACGGAGAUCUAGUUUAGUAUAAUAAGCUGCUGCACGAGUGAGCAAGUGUGUUUACGAGAGCUCAGCAGCUGCACAAUGGAGGCUGAUAAGAGCGACUGGAAAUUGCUGUUCGAUGAAACUGCAGCCGCAGUGGCCAUCGAGAUCGAGCAGAAGCAGAAUGACAGUCCCAUGAAGGAGUUGAAGAGCAGUGGCGAUGGUGCACUCAGUACUUGUGUCAUCGCCAUCGAUGGGAUGACAUGCAUGUCUUGCGUCAAUACCAUCACCGACAUGAUGUCAGGCAAGAAUGGUAUUCAUCACAUUGAUGUUAGUUUAAAAGAAAAUCAAGGUAUUUUCAAGUAUGACGAUAAGCUCAUUAGUGCCCAAGAAAUUGCCGAAGCCAUCGAGGAUAUGGGUUUUGAUACGUCUGUCAAGAAAGUUAAUGACGCUGUAUUGGUAGAUACUAAUCAACUUGUUAGUACUGAUCAAAAUACUCCUGUAAAUAAUGUAAAAAAGUCACUGCCUAAAACAGAAAAUAUAGAAAGAUGUUUUCUGCAUAUUGAUGGUAUUACAAAUGCUUCUUGUGUCACUGCUAUUGAAAAACAUUGUAAAAAACUGGUUGGAGUGAAAAAAAUCAUGGUAUCUUCGAUAAGUAGCAAAGCAGAAAUAGAUUAUGAUAGCAAUGAGAUUCGGCCAGUUGACAUUGCAUCUAGUGUGACAGAUUUGGGCUUUCAAUCUAUACUGAUUAAUGAAAAAGGCUCUCAGAUUAAAGAAAUAGAGUUACUUAUUACGGGAAUGACUUGUUCUUCUUGUGUUAGCAAGAUUGAAAAGACUGUCAAACAAUUGAAGGGAGUUCAAUCAGCCAUGGUAUCACUUGUCACUCAAAGAGGUAGAAUAAAUUAUGAUCCAAGUAAAAUAGAUACUACAGAAAUUAUCAAGUGCAUUGAAAAGAUGGGCUUUGGUGUAUCUUCAAAGAGAAACGAUGCCGAGAACAGGCAGUAUUUGGACCACAGACUGCAAAUCAGAAAAUGGAGAACAGCAUUCCUCAUUUCUUUGGUUUUUGGCGCGCCAAGCAUGAUAGCAAUGGCAUAUUUUAUGAUCAAUAUGUCUUCCAUGUCUCCAGAAGACAUGUGCUGCGUUCUACCAGGUUUGUCCAUGGAAAAUUUGAUAUCUUUUAUAUUAUCAACUCCUGUACAGAUUUUUGGUGGCUGGCAUUUCCACGUCCAAGCGUACAAAGCAAUCAAGCACGGGACUUCCAACAUGGACGUACUGAUUUCAAUGACUGCAACGCUAUCGUACAUAUACUCGGUCCUAGUACUUCUGGCAGCAAUGAUCAUGGAAGAGACCACCAGUCCAAAGACAUUUUUCGACACGCCGCCGAUGCUCCUGAUUUUCGUCAGCUUAGGCAGAUGGCUGGAGCACAUUGCCAAGGGUAAGACCUCGGAGGCUCUCUCCAAGCUUCUGUCUCUGCAAGCAGCCGACGCAGUGAUAGUAACCCUGGGACCGGAUCAAGAGAUCCUGACCGAGCGCUUGGUCAAGAUAGACCUGGUGCAGCCGGGCGACAUUCUCAAAGUCAACCAGGGCAGCAAGAUCCCCGUGGACGGCCAAGUAUUCAUCGGCAGCUCGUCGUGCGACGAGAGCCUGAUCACCGGUGAGAGCAUGCCCGUGCCCAAGAAGGAGGGCUCGACCGUCAUCGGCGGCUCGAUCAAUCUGAGCGGGCCGCUGUACGUCAAGGCCACGCACACCGGCGAGAAGACGACCCUGGCGCAGAUAGUGCGUCUGGUCGAGGAGGCGCAGAUGAGCAAGGCGCCGAUCCAGCACAUCGCCGACAAGAUCGCCGGCUUCUUCGUGCCGUUCGUGAUCUCGGUGUCGGUGCUGACCCUCGUCGCCUGGAUCAUCGUCGGCUACGUGGACAUCAAGUACCUGGACCUGAUGUCGGACCCGAUGACGAUGGCCGGUGGCAAUAGCAGCCACAAUCAUACGACAAGCGGCGGUGGUCGGAAUCGCGACGAGAUCAUCUUCCAGAACGCGUUCAGGUGCGCGCUGUCGGUGCUGGCGAUCGCGUGCCCGUGCGCCCUGGGCCUGGCCACGCCCAUCGCCGUGAUGGUCGGCACCGGGGUCGGCGCCGUCAACGGCAUCCUCAUCAAGAGCUCGGACUCGCUCGAGAACGCGCACAAGAUCAACAGCGUCGUGUUCGACAAGACCGGCACCAUCACCAAGGGCGUGCCGAGCGUGACCAACAUCGCCCUGUUCACCGGUAGCAACAGCAGCAGCAGCAGCAGUCCGUUCAACAUCGGCCGUAUACUCGUGAUAAUCGGCAUAGCCGAGCUCAACAGCGAGCACCCGAUCGCGACGGCGAUCGUCGGCUACGUGCGCGAGGCCAUCGAGACCGAGCUGAGCGGCCGCUGCACGAGCUACCAGUCGGUGCCGGGCUGCGGCAUGAAGUGUCGCGUGUCGCACAUCGCCGACACGCUGCGCAGCUGCGCCAAGUCCCUGAAGAUCAGCAGCUUCGUCGACAGCUUGCAGCAGCAGCAGCAGCAGCAGGACAAGACGAGCGAGCGCGCCGCCAAGGAGCUCAACGACGUGCUCAUCGACUUCGCCCAGAUCAGCCCGGAGCAGCGGAUGAACGCGAGGAACGCCGCCGCCGCCGGCGAGGCCGAGUUGACCGGCAGCGACGCCGAGUUCGAGUGCGUCAUCGGCAAUCGCGAGUGGAUGCGGCGCAACGGCGUGGCGAUACCGCGCGACGUCGAGGACACCAUGGAGAGGGAGGAGAGCGUCGGACGCACCGUCGUGCUGGCCGUGAUAGACGGCCAGCUCGCCGCCCUGGUCAGCGUCAGCGACUCGAUCAAGCCCGAGGCCCGACUGGCCGUGUACACCCUGAAGCGGAUGGGCUUCGACGUGACCCUGCUCACGGGCGACAACAAGCUCACGGCCAACGCCAUCGCCAAGGAGGUCGGCAUCGAGCAGGUCUUCGCCGAGGUGCUGCCCAAUCACAAGGUCGAGCGCAUACAGCAGCUGCAGAAGCAGGGCAAGAAGGUGGCCAUGGUCGGCGACGGGGUCAACGACAGUCCCGCCCUGGCCCAGUCCAACGUCGGCAUCGCCAUCGCCGCGGGCACCGACGUCGCCAUCGAGGCCGCGGACAUCGUCCUGAUGCGCAACGAUCUGCUGGACGUUAUCGGCUGCAUCGACCUGUCGCGCGAGACCGUCAAGCGCAUCCGCCUCAACUUCCUGUACGCGAGCCUGUACAAUCUGCUGGGGCUGCCCAUAGCCGCGGGCAUCUUCAGUCCGUUCGGCGUGCGACUGGAGCCCUGGAUGGCCACCGCGGCGAUGGCCCUCAGCAGCGUGUCCAUCGUCGGCAGCUCGCUGCUCCUGAAGAUGUACAAGAAGCCCACGAGGCAGAAGCUCGAGACGGCCGAGUUCAAGAAGCUCGCGCGCUACGACAACAGGACCAGUGGCGCGGUCCUGUUCACGGACGAUCCGCCGCCCCAGCCGGCGGCCAAGACCGGGUCGAUCAACGGCUCGACCCUCAGUCUGUCGCGAUUGAAGUACAAUAACUUGGUUUAGGAUAGCUCCGUGGCUUCGCCAGAGUGAUAAUAUAUACGUUAUAAUCGUAAGAAGAUGAAUUGAGAUAUUUUUUUCAACGAGUAC